Molecule: messenger RNA, 636 nt
Organism: Uncinocarpus reesii 1704
Lineage: Eukaryota; Fungi; Ascomycota; Eurotiomycetes; Onygenales; Onygenaceae
Exons: 3
Coding region: 1-636 (211 amino acids)
Source: RefSeq, a predicted model, not a curated record
AUGCCCCGCCACCAAUCCACCAUCUCCCCGUCCAUCCGCAACAUCGUCAGCAAACCGUCCCCCGCCAACCUUGACCAGUUCGACCCAUGGAACUCCUCAUCUACGGGCCACCAGCGGUCCGAGAAUCCUUACUCGGGUACGGGAUGGCGGGAAACGAGGAUGCAGAAAUUGAGUAUGCAGCUUGGGAAGGGUGAUUCUUCUUGCGGGGCAGGGCGGGGUGAGUGGAAGUGGGUGACCCCCGGUGAGAGAGAAGAGGAGGAGGAGGAGAAGAGAAAGGCAGAUAGGAGUGGGGAUAUUAGAUCUUUUUUUGGGGUGAAGAAAAAGAAGAUGCUCGUCGACAACGGUGCAAACAUUUCCAUCUAUCUCGGAAGACGUACCGUCACGCAUGUUAUCCUGGGUCGGCCUAACUCGCCCAAAUUGAAGGAAUCUGGGACGAUAGGUGCCGGAGGUGGUCUUGCUUUGGGAAAGCUACAACGAGAAAUCCAACGAGUGGGUGGGCAAGGAGUCAAGUUUGUUGGUGUUGAGUGGGUUUUGGAGAGCAUCAAGACCGGUCGUCGUUUACCAGAGGCGCGGUUUGCGACUUUACACAUGGCGUCUGGGAAGCAAAGGAGCGUGUUGGCCGAUUUUGGUGUUUGA